Molecule: messenger RNA, 885 nt
Organism: Bacidia gigantensis
Lineage: Eukaryota; Fungi; Ascomycota; Lecanoromycetes; Lecanorales; Ramalinaceae
Exons: 1
Coding region: 1-885 (294 amino acids)
Cellular component (GO): SUMO-targeted ubiquitin ligase complex
Molecular function (GO): ubiquitin-protein transferase activity
Source: RefSeq, a predicted model, not a curated record
AUGUCCCGCGAGUCUAGUUCCACAUCAUACAAUAAUAGAGCAUCCUCCUCCCGAACCAACACAACACAUGCGCCACUACCGUCACUCUUCAGCAACAUCCGCAUUCCCUCAUUCAGACAAAAUUCGAGAGAUGGGUACGACAUGAGACGGCCUGUAAUGUCACAACAACCCUCACUACCACAAAAUGUGAUCGACCUCACGGAAGAACCAUCCAGCCCGCCGGAAUUCGCACUGCCUCCAGAACGAACGCCAGAUCCUUUAUUGCGAAGGCCAAACGGGCCGAGAAGAUCUCUACGGCAUCACUCCGCAGCCGAGCCUCAAGUCGUUGAUCUCAGUGACGCAGAGAGUGCACCGUCUAGCACGGAAGGACCAUCAAGCCCAGAAAUCGAAUUCAUCAGCUCUCGUGCCCGCUCCAGAUCUCCAGAGGUUAACCAAAACCAGUAUAACGGGGGUCCACGGCAGAGCCACCGCGUGAACCAACAUCCGCGCCCUUAUAAUUUACCAAGCAUCUUCAACUUCGGAUUAGGGGCAAACCUCGCUCACUUUCAAAAUCGAAUAGGGCAGGUUCGAGAUCAGCUCGUCGGUAUUGAUUAUGGUGUAACGGAACAUUUUAAUAUCCCAAAUAUGUUGGAUGUGUCUGCGGUCGGCUUCAAUCUAGACCGUCCUCAGCAACUAGCAGAAGAACCAAGACUGCCCACAUAUGAGGCGCCAGAUCCUCCCCGCAGAGGCUAUACGAGGAAUUCCAAGAAAGAUCAGAUCUUGGUAUGUCCAAAAUGCGAGGGCGAAUUGGGGGCAGGGGAUGGUGAUCUCAAGAGGCAGGUUUGGGUCUCAAGACCGUGUGGACAUGUAAGAAUUGCUAUGGCUAUGGUCUUGACAAAAUUCUGA